AAAAAAUAAAAUGGAUACACAAGCCUACUCUAAGAUUUCAAAUGCUGCAUUAAUAUAAGAACUUUAUAGAAGGUAUAGAUGUCAAGAAGAAGCAUUACGAAAAAGAAUAGUAUUGUUAGGAAUGCCUGGAGCUGGUAUUGAAUAGAAAUAUUAAAAUAUAGGUAAAGGAACACAUUCAGCAAAAAUGUUGGCUCGUUUUUGUAUGUGCCAUUUAUCAACAGGAGAUUUAUUAAGAGAAGAAGUAAGAUCAGGAAGUGAAUUUGGAAAGAAAUUAAAAGGUAUAAUGGAGAGAGGAGAAUUAAUAGAGGAUGAAGUGAUGUGCAAUUUGAUAAAAUAAUAAUUAGCUAAGUAUAUUAAUUUGUUAUUUAAUAAGACCUGCUUGUGCUAAUGGUGCAAUUUUAGAUGGAUUUCCUCGUACUAUUCCUUAAGCUGAAAAACUUGAUUAAAUUCUUAAAUAAAGUGGAUAAUCAAUUGAUUAAGCAAUAUUUAUGAAUGUUCGUGAAUAAGUAGUUGUUGAUCGUCUAGGAGGAAGAUGGACUCAUUUAAAUUCAGGAAGAACUUAUCAUUAUAAAUUCAAUCCACCUAAAGUUCAUGGAGUAGAUGAUAUUACUGGAGAACCACUUGUUUAAAGAGAAGAUGAUAAAGAGGCUACUAUUAGAAAUAGACUAAAUGUUUAUUAGAAUAAAACAUCACCUAUUAUAGAUUAUUACAGAAAGUAAUUAAAAUCAAAUAUUAAUUUUAGAAAAGGAAUUUUAUUUGAAGUUAAUGCUGAAAGACCUGUUAAUGAUAUUUGGAAAGACAUCAAAUCUAUAGUUAAAACCAAGUGA
This is a messenger RNA of Paramecium sonneborni, 827 nucleotides long. Lineage: Eukaryota; Ciliophora; Oligohymenophorea; Peniculida; Parameciidae. The record is from the annotation of a GenBank genome assembly.